Molecule: messenger RNA, 2915 nt
Organism: Symsagittifera roscoffensis
Lineage: Eukaryota; Metazoa; Xenacoelomorpha; Acoela; Convolutidae
Product: orexin/Hypocretin receptor type 1-like
Exons: 8
Coding region: 740-2116 (458 amino acids)
Biological process (GO): G protein-coupled receptor signaling pathway
Cellular component (GO): membrane
Molecular function (GO): G protein-coupled receptor activity
Source: RefSeq, a predicted model, not a curated record
GAUAGACAGUUAUGUACACUAAUAUCACUGUAGUCUUACCAAUUUAGUCUAUCUGUUUAAUUCUUGUCAAUAAAAAACGCGUGUUUGAUUUUGUCUGUUUUCUGUCAUAGUUUUUGAAAAGCGAGAAUAGUAAGGAGAGCAAUUUUUAUUAACCUUUGCGAUUUAUAAACAACAACAUCGAAUAUCUCAAAACAAAUCAACUAAGAAGCUGAUAUUUUUCAACUCUCUCUGCGUAAAAAAUCGAUCGACUUCUAUCGUACUGAAGAAUUUGUAACACAGAAUUACUUAUUAUUGAAGUUUAAUUUGUGGCGGUCUUUUGGUUCCAAAUGAAGUUAUGCAAACCGCUCUUAACUUCUAGCAGUCUUUUGUUGUGAGCUCGAAAAACAACCAUCACACGCCAUCAUCUCAAUUUAAUCGGCACAUCAUCAAAAUAAUCGUAACGAACUGUAAAUAGUGUAGCACUCAAAUUAGAUUAAGAAUACCAGCGUGCCAAACAGAACUCAUAGAACUCAAAGUUAAGUAUAAAGAGUCGAGUGUUCCGACGGCUGUUAUGCUCCGAACAUGCGGAAGACUCAAAAAUGAUACAUUUAUUGACCGGAAAAAUCCAGUCGGGACUCCCGAAACUCAGACGAACGUCUAUUGAUUUUCGGCGGAACUAAAUCGAGUUUUUGUUUACUUAUUGUUGUGUGAUUAAAGCCGCGAUUGGAGGCCAACAAGAAUAGCGAGUGAUUCCGGGGAUAUGGAAUCCGGGAUCGAAUCUUCCGUGUUUCAAAAUCUAUCAGAAUUGUCAUCUACUGUGUCAUCUCUCGCCUAUCAAAAUGCUUCAUCCCCUCUGGCCAAUGGCAGUAUAGACGGUAACAGUAGUGGAGAUGGAGAAGGGGGAGGGGGAGGGGGCGCGUAUGGGGGAGGAUGGUAUGUGAACAACAACAGUGUCCUCAUCAUAGCACUGGAGACACUCCUCUAUGUCACCCUCUCAAUUGUCAUCAGCUGCAGCUCACUUCUCUCCAUAAUGGUUGUAUGGACCACUAGUGGCCUGCACACUUCUCCUGGCUUCCUCAUGGUCAUCAUGUCCAUGUGUGACGUGUUGCUGUCCACUAUUCUGGCCAUGUCCACUGUGAAUGUGAUACUGAGGAAGAAUGUGUUUCCACAGUGGGUCAAUGUUGCUCUGGCCAUGAUGUUCGCCACCUUCCAGAAUGGAAAUGCAAUGGCACUCAUGGUGUCCGCCAUAGAUCAGUGUAUUUCGAUCUUGAAGCCCCUGCACUACCCUCUGAUCUCUACCCCUCGGAGGAUUCUGGUGGUGUUUGUGAGCAUGCUUCUCGUAAGUCUCCUCUUCGUCCUCUAUCUCACCUACGCAUCCUACUCUUACACCCAGAAGGUCAAACAGGCAGGCGGCCAACAACUGAGCAUGCUGUACUACGAUGAGUUGACCCACCUGCAGUUCGUGGCCUGCUACGGAGAAGUGACCCCUCACUUGGCCAUGUUGUUCUUCGUCCUUCCAGGGGCAGUGGUACUCGUCUGCUACGGAGUCAUAUUCAUCGUUGUCGUCAAACAGCGACAGGAGAUCAGACGAAUGCAGGCGCAGCUGACCUCGAUGGCUGCGAGGCGGGGCUCAGUCGCCAGUGGACUCCAGUUCCUGUCCCACAUCAAAGCAUGCAGGAUGCUGUUCAUCGUCACCCUGGUUUACUUCUUGGGAUUCCUACCUUACAUGCUCAUGGACAGGUACAUCAACGAUCAGCUGCAGACGGAAAGGGAGCCGAAACUGCCUCCCCUGUGGUCAUACAAGCUAGCCACUUGGCUCAUCAUGGCUCAGAGUCUCCUCAACUGCGCCAUUUUCUACCGCAUGAAUUCCAAGUUCAAGCAGGGUUUCCACCGUCUGCUGAACAAAUACUGUCCCUCCAUCUUUCAAUGCAUCAGAAACUGUCUCCACUUCCGCCAAGCAACCAACAAUGUCCCCCGCAACGACACAGCUUGCACACAGCUGGCACGUCUGGAUGGCGGCGGCGGCAACCUCCCCAGUUUAUCAAACUUCGCAGACACCGAAAUCACUCCCCCGCCGAGCGUCCAAAUUGCGACACCCGACGAGAUCCACCCGCGGGUUAUGAACUCGUCUGCUUAAAAAACUGAUCGCCAGAUGCUUUUUUUCUAAUUCGACAGACCGAAAACUAAACGGCGAAUUACUCGGGGGCGAACUUUUACUCCAAGGAACUAUUUUGCAUCGAUUUAUUGAGUGAUUCAGUCUUUUCUCAUCAUAAUUAUGCUAGUCUACACUAUUGAUGUACUCUUGAUUCGAUGUUUAAAAUCGCCGCCGAUUUGCCAAAAAUGGUCACAAUCUUGUUUUAUACUGCCCGAAAAAAGUCAGUCUGAAAAUAUGUCUGCAAAUCAUUCGCUCUGCAAUCUGUGAAGAAGACGAUUCUGCUGAUGCUAGGUAAAUAAGACGACAAGAUACUAAGAUGACACGACAUUAAGACGACAAAUGAGCGUUAAAACCUUUAAAAUGAACUGUUUGAAUAAGCGGUUUAUUUCUUAGAAAUAAAAUGUGGAGAAAUGCGUGUAGCGUCGUCUUAAAAUUUCACUAAAAACGGUUGUCGUCUUAACUUCAGUCGUCUUACAUGCCGGACACCUGUUCUGCCAUAUGUCAAUAAAUGGGUUUGCAUUCAGCUGACAAAGUAACAAUUUGAGAACUUCAAUUCCGUAAACUAUAAUUCCUAAUGAUAAAUCUACUGAACUCGUAAAUAUUUUCUUCACUGUUAUGCAAAAUAUACUGAAUGAAAUCUACUUAGUCUCAAUAUUUUAUGUUUAAUAUUUUCUAAAAGCUUGCUAAGUUCAUUAUAUUUCGACCAAAAUGCUACAAUAUUUUAGCUUUAGUUGCUACUGUAUUUUACUGUAAUUAGAAAUUAGUUUUUCGAUUGCCGUUU